AUGGCGAAAGAAGGGCUAUUCAGCCAGUCGAGGAUCUGUAUCAUCUGCUCUCCCCAGCUUACUUUAGAACAGGCAGAAGAAAUAUCGUCUGCUUUGCAAGAAAAUGGUGCUGAAGUAGUCAUACACCAACCACAAUCCCCCCUCCCACCUAUCAACGAGUUCAGCCAUAUAGUUUCUUCAACUAUAGACUUCCAAGGCCAUGAUACUGCAUGUGAUGCUCUUAUUCCGGUUGUCAAACCCCAAUGGGUCCAAAUGUCAAUAUCAAAGCACAAGCUAGCGAACCCACGGCAAUAUAAUCCGGAUCCACGAUUGUUUAUGAAUGAUGUCAUUGUCACUUGUGAAGAUAUUCCGGAAGGUGAUAAGGAUGCGAUCAUUGGCGGGGUAUUGGCUAUGGGUGGUCUCUAUACUUCGCGGAUCACUAGUAGCACGACCCAUCUUGUUACCUUAUCAAUGACUGAUAAGUGUAUGGCUACUAAGAAUAGAGGUCUUCCGACUAAGAUAGUGCUACCUCACUGUAGGUUCGAUGAUUGCCUUAAACUUGGCAAAAGGAUUGAUGAACGGCCUUAUUUACUUCCCAAUCCUGAGAUCCUUCGACCAGACUAUCAUCGUCCUUUGCGCAUUACCAAAAAUAAAGACGUAGUUGGUGCCUCUACCCCAGAGCCCAACGCGCUUCCCGAUAUGGUCACAUCUCCUGGGGGAUCAAGACGCGAACUUAAUAUAUUUAAGGGGAAAACAGUGAUGAUAUCUGCAGAUUUAGGGAUAGCCGAACGCAUGACUAACUCAAUUGAACAGCUGAUAGUGGAAGGCGGGGGCAAAAUCACUAACCAGGUCUCAAAGUCAGAUAUCUUCAUCUGUCGAUACCGUGAAGGCGAGGACUAUAAAUUAGCAUCGAGAUCUGGGAAAGAAGUUGGUAACCUCUCGUGGCUAUACCACCUUAUUACACAUAAUGCAUGGACAUCUCCGCUACGACGACUUCUUCACUACCCUAUUGCACGGGAUGGCAUUCCUGGUUUCAAAAAUUUUAAAAUAAGUUUAUCUAAUUAUGCAGGGGAAGCAAGAAUUUACUUGGAGAAUCUCAUAGUUGCUGCUGGCGCUGAGUCUACGAAGACUUUGAAACAGGAUAAUACCCAUCUUUUGACUGCCCAUGGGAAUAGUGAAAAGUGCACGGCUGCAAGAGAGUGGAAUUUACAUAUUGUCAACCACCUUUGGCUUGAGGAAAGCUAUGCAAAAUGGCAACAGCAAACGGUCACAGAUCCCCGAUACACGCACUUCCCUCGGCGGACAAAUUUGAGUGAGGUUGUGGGCCAAACACGAAUAGAUAGAUACGCAGUGGAGGAGAACUUUUUCCCCCCUGAACCAGCCUCGAGUAUUAAAAAACCGACUGUUAUGCAGCAAAAAGAGAAUAAUGCCUCUUUGAGCAGGACGUCCAAGCAAGCCAAGACACCGGUUUCGGAACAGAAGGCAGCUACGGACAAUGCAGAGACCCCAGGUACCAAGCCUGAUAGUACCGUAAAAAAUGCAAAGAAAGCGAAAGACAAGCUCCCACAGACACCUUUACCCUCUAGAUUUGCCAAUCUUGGGAAAGAAAAUGAGACCCCUUCUACUACCGGAAGCCGAAAAUCAAAAGAUAUAGCCGCUGCUAGACUACACAGCCUUGCGCCUGAUAUAUCACUGUAUGAAAAGGAAACGAAGCGAGCUGGAGGUGUUAUUUAUGGAGGACGACGGAAAAGUGCCGGCGAGCCUGACACAACCAGGAAGAGAUCAGCGGAACCUGACAGUGCCUCUGACUCAGAACAAGCUGCCGGGACUAAGAAGCUCAAGACCGCAAAGCCGCCCAUUACAAUCCGCCUACUUAUUACAAGCUUCACUAGGUGGAUAGAGAAGCCUAAAAUAGAAGACUUGGAAAGAUCUCAGCUCAGGGACCUUGGAAUUUCAGUAGUCACUGAUCCCUCCCGAUGCACCCACCUGGCAGCACCUUCUAUCAAAAGAACCCAGAAAUUUGUCAAUGCCUUAGCACAUGCACCAGUGAUUAUCAAUUCUGACUUCAUAACAGACUGUCUUGAGAAAAACGAACUCCUAGACCCCGGCAAUUAUAUUCUCAAGGACAAAGCCUCAGAGAAAAAGUACAAGUUCUCCUUAGAAAAAGCUAGGCUGAGAGCGCAAGAAAACAAACAACAACUGCUCAGUGGACACACCAUUUACUGUACGGAAAAGAUCAAUGGUGGGUUUGACGCAUUCAAAUCAAUAAUCGAGGCGAACGGGGGCCAGUGUGUGCUGUAUCGGGGCCGCUCGGGGACAACCAUCAGUGGUCGACGUUCGGCAGUUGACACAUCUGACCAGGCUGAGGCGGAGGAGGUCUUCCUAAUCAGUGGGCUUGAUAAGAGUAGCGUCAAGCUUUGGGAAAAGUUCCGCACAAUGGCUCGGGAUGCAAAACGGGUGCCCAAGAUCGUCCGGUCAGAUUGGAUAUUAGACAUUGCAUUAUCUCAGGAAUGGCGAGGUGGUGACUCGUAUGAGCACGCUGACGAAGAUGUCGUGUAA
Microsporum canis CBS 113480 is the source of this 2538-nucleotide messenger RNA. RefSeq names its product BRCT domain-containing protein. The record is from RefSeq and is a predicted model, not a curated record. Gene Ontology annotation, cellular component: nucleus; Cul8-RING ubiquitin ligase complex. NCBI's taxonomy places the organism in Eukaryota, Fungi, Ascomycota, Eurotiomycetes, Onygenales, Arthrodermataceae. The transcript is spliced from 4 exons. The coding region runs from base 1 to 2538 and encodes 845 amino acids. Gene Ontology annotation, biological process: double-strand break repair; DNA double-strand break attachment to nuclear envelope.